Molecule: messenger RNA, 741 nt
Organism: Melampsora larici-populina 98AG31
Lineage: Eukaryota; Fungi; Basidiomycota; Pucciniomycetes; Pucciniales; Melampsoraceae
Exons: 2
Coding region: 1-741 (246 amino acids)
Source: RefSeq, a predicted model, not a curated record
AUGUCUUAUCUCGUUAGUUCUUACCAUGUCAACCUUUUCGAAACCCUCAACAGCGCCGAUAGUGGCUUCUUACAUCAUAGUAUCAUUAAAUAUAUCCUCAAGCUGCGUUUGUUAUCUAAAUCAUGGGCGAUAGCAAUUGGACCGUUUGGCUAUCGGUCACUUUGCCCAAUUAAUGCUUCAAUGACCAAGAAAGUAUUGCAGAGAUUUGUUAACGGUUUCAUGAUUGGCGGUUGCACUGGCUUACGUCAACUUUCAUUGGAUCGUAUUAUGUAUCAAACCGAUGGUGUCAUUGAUCCGGUCUCAAACGCUUGCCUAGAUGUAUUAGGCAUGGAUGUUGGUUCAACUUGGUUGUCAAUGCAGGAAGCAGCUCAACUUAUCACUUUAUGUGGCCGUAAUAUCACUGAUCUCAAACUUAGUUUUAAAAGCUGGAUGGGUUUCUCUAAGAAUAUGUUGGAUGCUAUUGGAGAUUCUUUAGACCUGCGGCCUGGUUCUUUGCGGAACUUGUCACAUCUUUGGCUUGCUACUUAUCCUGAAAAUCGAGCAGCUUUAACCCGCUUUUGUAAGGAUGUAGCCAUGGAUGUGAAAAUAUUUGAAUGCCUCUCACCUGAGAACCGAGAAGACAUCGCACCAAUGAUUGUUUCAUUACGGAACUCAAUUGAAAUUCUUUUCUUGGAGUGUAUCCCAGACAAUCUACCCAGUGAUUUGUGCACAAUGUACUUCCCUAAACUUACUGUCCUUUGA